Messenger RNA from Paramecium tetraurelia, 471 nucleotides. RefSeq lists its product as uncharacterized. Lineage: Eukaryota; Ciliophora; Oligohymenophorea; Peniculida; Parameciidae. Gene Ontology annotation, molecular function: aminoacyl-tRNA ligase activity; ATP binding. The transcript is spliced from 2 exons. The record is from RefSeq and is a predicted model, not a curated record. Gene Ontology annotation, biological process: tRNA aminoacylation for protein translation.
AUGUUCGGUUCUCAAUGCCCUUUCAGCUCAUAAACUGCUAUAUUAGUAAGUGUCUAUUGUGGAUUCAACCCAACUGGUCAUUCAUUCCUUUUGGGUAAUUUUGUAUCAAUCCUGAAUCUGGAAAAGCUUGCCUAAUUAGACUUCUUCUAACCUAUUGCAAUAGUGGGAUAUGCAACCAUCUAAUUGGGCUACCCUAGUUUUAAGAUGAAGCAAUCAAAGAGGUCAGAUUUGAUUGCGAUUUAAGAGAAUUUUUAUACAAAAAUAGGAAUUAAUUAGGAUGCACGUAUAGGAAUAUUACAAAUCAUGGGAUAAUGGAACAACCAUUACUAAUCCAGGAUACCAUGGUUUUUUAGAGACGGAAAAUUGAUUGAUUUAGUUUCUAUAUUCAGAAUGAUUAGUUUAUUAAAUAAAGAUCACAUAUUUAAGGGGUUCAACAAUGGGGAUGAUAGUUUCAAUUGUACAAAGUUAUGA